GAUUGGAUCCUGAAAAUGUUAAAAGGCUAAAAAGCUGGCCACGGGACGGGAGGAGUAUUCACACUGUGAAGAAAUGAGGUUGCAGGUGGGAUCUCGCCGGAGGCGACUAUCUCUCCGCCGUGCACUCGUCGCUACUGCAGCUUUCACAGUCUUCGGACUGUUGAUCCUAACUUUGAGGUCCGUCGAUCCGUCCACUCAGCUUCCAAUCACCACCUCUGAAAACGUGGAUGAUAAGCCAGCUGAUACAAAUCUCCACUCCGAUGCUCAACCACUCAAAACAUGCACAACCGUGGAGGAGAUGGGUGAGGUGUUUAGCCCCGGGUUUUCGGAGGAAAGUUACAGAGUGAGGAAAAUCAUCGAAAGUCACUUUGCUAUAAAUGGUGCUUCCAGAGUUCGAGCGCUUCCGCCGGAGAAGUUCUGCAGACAUGGUUUUGUGUUGGGCAAAGCGUCAGAAGCAGGUUUUGGUAAUGAGAUGUACAAAAUCUUAACUGCCGGAGCACUGAGCGUGAUGUUGAACCGGUCGUUGAUAAUUGGGCAAUCCAGGGGUAGAUUUCCUUUUGAGGAUUUCAUCUCUUACUCCAAUCUUACCUUCACAUUGAAAGAAAUCAAGCACCUUUGGAGACAGAAUGGUUGUCUGACCAAAUAUGGGAGGCAUCUUGUUAUCAGAAUUGAUGAUUUCCAGAAGCCAGCACGAACUAAUGUCCUGUGUAGCAAUUGGAGGGUCUGGGAACAACCUAUUAUCUGGUUCCAGAAUACCACGGAUGCUGUGUCUGCUCAAUUUUUCUUGAAGAAUGUACAUGAUGAGAUGAGGAUAGCUGCUUCUGAUUUAUUUGGGAAACCAGAUGACCUUCACCAUAGGCCUAACGUAUUUGGGGAGCUAAUGAGACUUCUCAUAUCUCCAUCAGAGAAUAUUCAACAUGCUGUGAACUGGGCAUUAAGAGGUGGUGCUGACCCUGAUAUUGCUCUACACAUGCGGAUGCUUAUGAAUAGGUCCAUUAAAGCAGUUCAAGCAGCCUUUUCUUGCAUCAGAAAAUCUGUGGAAAAUCUAAAACUAAUGUCCAAGCCUAUAGUAGUUUUAGUUUCAGAUAAUCCUUCUCUGGUCAAAGAUAUUGCUCCAGACUUGCAUCAGUUUGCAGAAGUCCUUCACUUUGAUUUCAAACGCUUCAAAGGAAAUAUAUCUGGCAACUCAAAUUUCCGUACUCAAGAUUUUAGAACAAAGGAUUGGGGUACAGCUCCAAGAUGGGUGGCAUUUGUCGAUUUCUUUCUUGCUUCACGUGCAAAACAUGCGGUUAUCUCUGGGGCUCACCGGCGUGUUGGGACCACGUUUGCUCAGCUGGUUGCAGCGUUGGCUGCAGCUAACAGCCUUGAAGAAGAUAGAUCCUCUGCUGGAUCAAACUUCACCUUCUUCAGUAGCUUCCAGAGUAACUUGCUUGCAGAAGGUCUAAAGAAUCAGAUUGGUUGGGGGCAUGUGUGGAACCGAUUUGCUGGUACGUUAAGCUGCCACAACCAAUCAAAGCAAUGUGCUCGUACUCCAAUUCUUCCUCCUGCAUGGUGGGAUGGACUUUGGCAGUCGCCUAUUCCACGAGAUGUACACAGAAUGGAAGCAUAUGGCAUCCGUCUUUCUGGUUUCGGGACAUUUAAUGACAAUCAGCUACACUCUUUCUGUAGUUCGAAGAAAAAAUCUGUGCUCACCAUUCCAUUAAUCUAGAUAUAUUGCUGUCUACGUUCAUUGGGAGAUUUCUCCUAGUUAGGCUGAUUUUAUUUUGGCAUUCAGCUAUUGUUUUCAAAUGAUUGUACACAAAUUGAGCUGAUGAUUUGUGGAAUGCAUGGUGGAAAAGUUGUUGUA
This is a messenger RNA of Solanum dulcamara, 1846 nucleotides long. RefSeq lists its product as uncharacterized. The transcript is spliced from 7 exons. NCBI's taxonomy places the organism in Eukaryota, Viridiplantae, Streptophyta, Magnoliopsida, Solanales, Solanaceae. The record is from RefSeq and is a predicted model, not a curated record. The coding region runs from base 74 to 1708 and encodes 544 amino acids.